This is a messenger RNA of Drosophila sechellia, 3663 nucleotides long. It is a transcript of the gene stac, whose product is annotated as C2 and C2B_Munc13-like domain-containing protein staccato. The coding region runs from base 197 to 3583 and encodes 1128 amino acids. The record is from RefSeq and is a predicted model, not a curated record. The transcript has 14 exons. Gene Ontology annotation, cellular component: secretory vesicle. NCBI's taxonomy places the organism in Eukaryota, Metazoa, Arthropoda, Insecta, Diptera, Drosophilidae.
UGUGUCCAGUCGGUGCUCCUGAGUCCGUGGGUGUCCACGAUCUGUCCACCAGCGCAUCCGAUCGUGCUCGAUAAUAUGUGCGUCUAUAUCGAAUUGUGUAUUUGCCAGAGAGUAUUUGCCAAAAAUUUCAAUUUCGCUUGCACCUAGAGAAAGACAUUGAAAAAGUGGAGUGAUCGGUUAGUGGCUGGGUUCGAUCAUGAGCUACCUAUCGCUACCACGUGUUCUGAGCAAGUUCGGCUCCCAGAACCACAGUCCGUCUAACCAAAGUUCGAAAACCAAUAGCCUAACCAGAUCCAGUACGCGCACUGUAUGCGACGAGAUCAGACUGCCGCGCAAGGCAUCCUCCACCCAGUCGCUCAACAAGCCAUUCGAGCGACGGAUGAGCAUACUGAAUCGGAAUGGAAGCAUUUCCAGUCGACACUUCCGUGGUGUCCACAAGCAUUUACUCGAUUCCCACGCCAAGGCGGUCUGCCAUUCGAUGACCGUCACAGAUCUGUAUGAAGAGAUAUUAUUUGAAAUUUUCAACAACAUUGGCUGUGAAAACAACGAAGAGUGCACAAACAGCUUGGUCGAAUUUGUGCAGGAUGCAUUCAAAAUUCCGAACGCCACUCAUGAGGAAAUUUAUGAGGCGGCGCGUCUGAAAGAACCGCCCAAUGUUAGACUAAAUGUCGAGAUUAUAAAGGCCGAGAACCUUAUGUCCAAGGACUCAAACGGCUUGUCCGAUCCGUUUGUUACCCUGUACUUGGAAUCGAAUGGCUCCCAUCGAUACAACUCAUCGGUCAAGCCUGCCACAUUGAAUCCCAUAUGGGAGGAGCACUUUUCACUGCCAAUUACUGAAAAUGCUCGGGACGAAGUUCUUAUCGUUGAAGUGUGGGACUUUGAUGCUGCGGAAACCGUCAAGGAAAAAGUCAACAAAAUCCUGGAUGUUAAGGGGGUCAAAGGACUUAGCAAGCUGAUGAAGGAAAUAGCUGUAACAGCUUCCUCCGGAAAACAUGAUAAUGAAUUGAUUGGCAGAGCUGCAAUCACAUUGAAAUCUAUUCCCGUUUCCGGCCUCACCGUUUGGUAUAACCUAGAAAAGGGAAGCAAGGGACGCAGUCGAGGAUCACUUCUGGUUAAUCUGGCCUUGAGUGCGGAAAAGAACAAAAGUGUCGCCGUGCAGGAGCACAAGAACCUACUGAAACUGCUCCUGAUGUACGAGCUGGAAACAUCGCAGGUGGCCAACUACUGGUGGAGCGGCAAGUUCAGUCCCAAUGCCGAACUCAUUCGAUCCCAGCAUGCUGCCCAGAGUGGUUUAACUCCAUUCGACUGUGCGCUAAGCCAGUGGCACGCAUACAGCACCAUCCAUGAGACGCACAAACUCAAUUUCACACUCUUUAAUUCUAUUCUGGACGUGGUGGUGCCAGUGAUCACCUACAUGCAGAACGAUUCCGAGGAUGUGAAAACAUUCUGGGAUGGCGUGAGACGGCUGCUUCCCUCGUGCUUCGCAGUGCUAAGGAAACUAAGAUCCAAAAACACCAGUGAUAAAAACAUAAUUAGAGCCCUGAACGAAGUGCUGGAUAUUCUAAAGAAGAUUAAGGAGCUGGAAGUGCCGGAGAAUGUGGACAUAUUCCCCAAAUCGGUGUAUGGUUGGCUACACACAAACGACACUGGUGAAACGUGCAAUAUUGACACUGCCAUUGAGGAUGCAAUCAACACGGGCACAAGGGAAUGGCUGGAGCACAUAGUGGAGGGCAGCAGGCAAUCUAAGAACACCGAAACCGAUGACGAAAAGCUGCAGUACGUCAUUAAACUGAUACAAAUGGUGCGGUCUGACCUGCAACGUGCAAUGGAAUAUUUCGAUAAAAUAUUUUACCACAAAAUUCAGCUUAACUAUUCCGCUGUACUUUAUUUAUUUUAUGACUCAAAACUUGCUGAAAUCUGUAAAUCAAUUAUAAUAGAAGUGUGCAAUAAUAUUAAGAGAUUGGAUGUGCCAGAUGAUCAAUUCGAAUAUUUGCCCAACCUUGAGAAUGUAAAUAUGGGCACGACUUUGUUUGAAGUCUAUUUAAUACUCAAGCGUUACGUCCAAUUAGGAGAAUCUCUUUGCUCCGAGCCCCUGGAACUGGCCAACUUUUACCCGUGGUUCGAGAGGGGAGUUACCCACUGGCUGGAUAUUUCAAUAAUCAAGGCGUUGAGUCGCAUCCAGAAAGCAAUUGAUUUGGAUCAGCUGAAAGCGGUCGAUGAAACAGUGAAAUACAGCUCCUCGGCUGUGGACACACUUUCCAUAUUCUACCAAAUCAAGAUAUUUUGGCAACAACUUGACUGGCCAGAGGUCGAGGGUUCCUACAUCUUCGUAGCCAAAAUAGUCAAUGACCUUUGUCGCUGCUGCAUAUUUUAUGCUCAACAGAUGUCCCGCAGAGUCGAGAACAUUUUUAUUGCUGAUGAUAACAAUAAAAAUUUCAUUUUGUCGGAGGAGUGGUGCAUAGCGAUAAACAACAUGGAUUAUAUCCGCCAGAGCUUACCUUCAUUCAUAAAGGAACUUAGCAUUGAUGACAUCAUCAAGAGAUUGGGGGAGUAUCGAACUAACUUAGAGGCUGAGAGAUGCGCAAGCACCAUCAAAACUGUCAUUGAAAAUGCAUUGGACACCGAACGCAAUCAGAUUGUUGAGCUCAUAGAGAUUGUGGCAAGGAAAAUGGCACCGCCAAUUAGACGAUACUUGGCCGAAGGUGCUGAGGUGCUCGCCAAGGACUCCAACUCUAUGGAUCAGUUGAUGAUGUACCUGGAAUCCUCAUUGGCCACGCUCUACGACACUCUCAAUGAGAUUAACUUCCAGAGGAUACUAGAUGGCAUUUGGUCGGAGUUAUCCAUUAUUAUGUAUGACCUAAUUCAAUCAAAUCUUGACAAACGUCGACCACCAGCUUUCUUCCAAAAUUUGAACAAUACUCUUCAGACAAUGAUGGACUGCUUUAAAAUGGGCAACCUUCAGACUUCGGACAUAAAAAUAUUGUCUUCAAUUCAAAGUCGACUAAGGCUUUAUUCCCUGGAGACAGCGGAUCUUAUUCAUCAGUAUUACUUGGAGCGUCUAGAAAACCAAAAGAGCCAAGAGUCAUCUCCAUAUGGACAACUUACCGUCACGGCUCAGUUAACUGAUUCCGGCUUAUUGUUAAAUAUCUUAAAUGCUCGCAAUCUGCUGCCAAUGGACUCAAAUGGUUCGGUUGACUCAUUUGUUAAAGCCAGUUUCAUGCCCACAAGUCGAUUCAACGACGUACCCACUGUGAAGACCAACGUGCACAAUAAAAGUUGUUUCCCGCUUUACGAUCAGGAGUUUCGUAUAAACUUGAGUGACCUCCAGCGAAGUGAAAAGAAUAGUCUAAUUGUGUUUAGCAUCAAAGAUAAAGACUUAUUCGGCAUGUCGAGCCAGUAUAUAGCAGAGAGCUAUAUAUCCUUCGCAGAUCUGGAAGCGACACCACCGGGCGAGCAAAUAAUGAUGAAUCUAUCCAGACCAGAGUAUACAGAUUCCGAAUCACUGCGUGCCUUGGAAUACAGACUAGGUGAUAAGCAGGCCAAGGAUUUCCUUAAAAAGCUGAAGAACCGAUCCUUCUCCUGAAUUGCGAAAAGUAAUACGUUGUAAAGAAAAGCAAUAAAACUGUAUUUUUAUAUUCUCUACCGCAGUCGUACUAAAAUUUA